Messenger RNA from Apiotrichum porosum, 2571 nucleotides. RefSeq lists its product as uncharacterized. Gene Ontology annotation, cellular component: nucleus. The record is from RefSeq and is a predicted model, not a curated record. Gene Ontology annotation, molecular function: DNA binding; DNA-directed DNA polymerase activity. The transcript is spliced from 13 exons. Gene Ontology annotation, biological process: double-strand break repair via nonhomologous end joining. Lineage: Eukaryota; Fungi; Basidiomycota; Tremellomycetes; Trichosporonales; Trichosporonaceae. The coding region runs from base 1 to 2571 and encodes 856 amino acids.
AUGGUAUCCUUUGACCAUUUCACGACGUUUGGCACCGACCUCGAGCAAAAGCUCGCGGCCGACGACGCCGGCCACCUCAACGACGACACCGACGAGGAAGCAGAGUUCGAACAGCGGAUCAAGCAAGAGAAGCUCAGCAGUCACAGCAAGAAGCAGUCCGAAGCGCCUGCCACCUCACGUUCAGGAAACGAGGUCCUUGUUGAAGAGUCCAUCUCGCACUCGGCCAUGCCUGCACCUGCGUUCUCUCCCCAGCCCGUCGGCCAAGACUUCGCCGAUCCUAGCUUCGUCCAAGGUGAUGAUGCUGUCGAGCCCGCCACCCGCCUUCCUUCGGUUCCCCUCCCCCUUACCUACUCUCACGCCCCGACUGCAAGCACCACGCGUCACGGAGAUACCCCUUCUCGUACCCUCAACAUGACCCUCGUCUUUGGACCCACUGUAUCGACACCCAACAAUCGUCCACCUCUCCCUGGCCCUCCUUCUGCGGCGACUCGCUCUGUCGCGGGAACGCACACGUUUGACAGUCCCAUCAACGUGGACACCCCCAUACAGACUCCUGGGAGUGUCGGUCAAGGUCGCCGUGACGACCCAACUACACCCAUCGCUCUCGGUAAAGACGUCUCCGCCAGGUUCAAGGGGAAGGACCUUCAGAACCUCUCCAAGCUCCGCCUGGCCUUCACGAUCCCCGCAGGCGCCGACGUUGCCGCAGGCGUUGCGGGAAGUUCUCGUGGAGGUGCUUCUCGUGGGCGUGGGCGUGGGCGUGGUCGCGGUGUGACGACGACCGUGCGCCCCCCGUCGACCCGUGGUGUGUUUGGCUCGGAUCUGUUCAAGGACUCGCGCUUCUGCCUCGCUGUGGAGCCUGGUGCCGUAUCCAAGCAGCACACUCGCUGUGAAGCGAUUACCAAGCGUGGUGGUGCCGUCGUCUUCCAGCCCGACACCGCCAUUACGCACGUCGUAUUUGACGGCAACUCUGAAAAGAACCUCAGGGACCACCUUGGCAUCGAGACGCUCUCUGCGCUCCCCGAGGGUACAGUCUGCGUCAAGUACACCUGGGUGGAGAAGUGCAUCAAGGAGUUGAAAUUGAUCGACACGAAGCAGUUCCUCAGCUUCCCUCCCACCACUUUGACCAGGCCUCCCACUCGCGCCCGCAUGGCAGACAUCACGCACCAGUUACGCCAGGCCGCGCGAAGCGGCUACAAGCGCCGCAGUCCUGCCUCAUCCGAUGAUUCCGAGACCGAUUCGCCCGAACGCCCCGCCCCAGGUCUUCGCGAUCAACGCCGCAUUGAAUACCUCGCCAACCAGGAUCCUCGGUGGAGCAAUAACGCAGUCCCUUCCGACCCACUCGCCGCUGCUGCGACUCGCCACGAGCUCCCCAAGGGUCCUGGUUGGGUCCAGCCUGCUCCUGAAUACCGCGACGACCUUGACAAGAUCAUUUCCGGCUUCAAGGAGAAGACGAUCGCUGACGACUACGAUAGUGAUGAUUCACACCAGGAGUCUGAUGAAGAGUCUCAGGAGCGCAACCCCAACCCCAUGGCGGACCGCUUCAAGUGUGGCCAGAAGCACACUGGAAAUGUCAAUGAGGGACCCAACGAGUGGCUUGCCAAGAAGUUUGACGAGCUGUUCCACAUAUACGAAGGCCAGGUCGGCAAGAACGACUUUGCAAAGCGCGGCUAUCAGCGUGCUGCUGGCAUCCUACGACGCACCACCUACCCUAUCAAGAGUGGCGCGCAGGCCAUGACUCUCAAGUUCAUCGGUCAAAGUCUCGCUGACAGAAUCGACGAGUUCAUCUCUGGUGAGCCAGGCCGCCUCCACUACGAGGACACCAACGAGGCCCGCGCCAUCUCCACCUUCAAGGACUGCUACGGCAUUGGCCCCAAGCAGGCAUACCGUCUGGUCGAGCGCGGUGCUCGCACCCUCGAUGAUCUCAAGACCAAGGACUUUGGCCUCACCGAUGGCCAGAAGAUUGGCCUUGACCUGUAUGAUGAGCUUGUCCAACGCAUCCCUCGCGAAGAGUGCCGCCAGAUCUUCGACAAAAUCCGUACUGCCGCGCUCGCCAUUGAGCCCAAGCUCUGGAUCGAGAUCAUGGGUAGCUACCGCCGUGGCCAGCCUCACUCUGGUGACGUCGACAUUCUCAUCACGCGCGACACUUCCGAUGGCCUCACCCAUGUUGGCGUCCUCAAGCGCCUUGUGCGCACUCUGUGUGAACAGGGCUUUAUUACCCACCACCUGAGUGAACCCCAUGACUGGGAUGAACUCGAGGCCAAGUGGAUGGGUGUUGGCCGGAUGAGCAUCAACGGCAUUCACCGUCGCAUCGACAUUCUCUGCAUCCCCUAUGAGAACUGGGGCGCGGCUCUCCUCUACUUUACCGGCAACGAUGUGUUCAAUCGCAGUAUGCGCCUCUACGCGCGCAAGAAGGGAUACUCGCUCAACCAGCGCGGUCUCUACAAGGGUGUCAUCCGCGACCGCACCGGCCAGAAGACCACCGAAGGCGUGAUGGUCGCGUCCCGCACCGAGCACGAGAUUUUCGACCUGCUCGGUAUCCGCUGGCGUCCUCCCGAGGAGCGCCGUCCAUGA